AUGGUAAAUAUUGAAGACCAGGGAAAACAUUGUUCACCAACAAUUCUGGAAAUUAGCAACAGUAGACAGCUACCCAGCAACCCGCUCAAUUCCUUCCCUGAACCCUCUGGCACCUACUCUGUAUUUGAUCCCACAAAUAAAGUUUUCCCUUCAGUGAUUAACACAAAAAGAUGCUUGGGGCAAAUAACUCGUGAGCAAGCCACGAAAAGCUGCCCAAGGAGAAGCUGCCCUGAGAUCUACACCUGCAGCCCUGAGCAUUUGUUCCUGCGACAUCUUGAUCGUCAUAGCGAAGCAGACGCCAACAGGAAACUGUUCCCUACAAGUGUGGCAGAAUGGCAAGCUAUUGAAGAGGACUUUGAUAGGCGCUGGAAUUUCCCAAACUGUGGUGGUGGUGCGAUAGACAGGAAAUAUGUGCGCAUCACCAAACCCACCAACAGCGGUUCGGACUACUUCAAUUAUAAAGGCUACUUUAGCAUUGUUCUCAUGGCAGUGGUCAAUGCAAACUAUGAAUUUAUUUUCCUGGAUGUUGGGAAAAAUGGUCGUUGCUCGGAUGAUGGAUCGUUGAAAAAUACGCGCUUCUAUGAUAGGCUCACCACCAACUCCAUUCAUCUGCCGCCUGUUGAGCAAACAAAGAAUGGCGUGGGAUUUGUGUUCGUGGCAGAUGAGGCAUUCGCACUGCACGAACACAUAAUGAAGCCCUAUCCACAAAGAGUCCUGAACCCCAAUAGGCGCAUUUUUAACUACCGCCUUUCUAGGGCCCGCAGGGUUGUUGAGAAUGCAUUUGGCAUUCUCAGCAACCGGUUCAGAAUCUUCCACAAACCCAUUAACAUGAGGCUGGACAAACUUGACUGUAUAGUAACAGCAUGUUGUAUACUACACAACAUGCUCCAUCCCAAGGCCACGAGGCAAAUGCCUUUGCUCCCUGCAGGACCGGAAGACCCCAACCAGCCAGUGGUGACAGCGCUGAUUUCCUCGGUGGGACCACCUGCAGCAACUUUACGUGGCACUGCAAGGGCAAAAGAGGUCAGGAAAAAAUAUAAUGCCUUCUUCAAUGGAGAAGGAGCUAUGGCAUGGCAGGAGGAAUGUAUAAGGUAAAAACAAUUUAAAAAGCAACUUAUUCCUUCGGCCUCAUCCACAUCCAGACUUCCCUCCUCUGACUCAGCUAUCACCACUAGGGACUCUUUAGCUGACCUUUUCUCCAGGAGGAAGUGGAGAUCUUUGUAGUACCACAGCUGCGGCACAUACACCUUGUCUGCACCAGCCCCUGACCUCUUGGACUCCUCCACCUUGUGGUUCUCUUUGACAAAGACUGUCCAUAAACUGGCGAUUUUCUUAAGGACCCAGGCCACAGAGGCAGCAAAGUAGGUAGGCUUGGAGUACUCCACCAUACGGGUAUAAGCAGCCUCCCUCUUCUGUUUGUUGCUGUAGUCUGAGGACGUUAGCCACAGACACUCCUCCUCAUGGUACAUGGUGAUAAAGCAGGAAAGAAAAUCGCGGCUUUCAUAGGACAUCUGCAAAAUGCAAAAAAAGGAAAAUUAA
Molecule: messenger RNA, 1539 nt
Organism: Pseudophryne corroboree (corroboree frog)
Lineage: Eukaryota; Metazoa; Chordata; Amphibia; Anura; Myobatrachidae
Exons: 4
Coding region: 1-1095 (364 amino acids)
Source: RefSeq, a predicted model, not a curated record